This is a messenger RNA of Balearica regulorum gibbericeps (East African grey crowned-crane), 1018 nucleotides long. Lineage: Eukaryota; Metazoa; Chordata; Aves; Gruiformes; Gruidae. The record is from RefSeq and is a predicted model, not a curated record.
CUAGGCACCAUCCCCCCUAUCAAGUCUGCUCAAGGGGAGGGCGAUGACGUGAAGAAGCUCUUCACCAUCGCCUGCCCUGUGAUCCUGGCCACGCUGGGAGUAGCCCUGCUCUUCAUCAUCCGUAAGAAGAGGAAGGAGAAGCGGCUGAAGAGGCUAAGAGAUGCCAAGAGUCUGGCUGAAAUGCUGAUCAGAGGGACGAGGCAGGUGUCCCCGCCGGGAAAGGCCCCCCCCCAGGGCCCCCGACUGCACAUAGACAUCCCUCGGGUCCAGCUGCUCAUCGAGGACAAGGAAGGCAUCAAACAGCUGGGGGAUGACAAAGCCACGAUCCCGGUGACCGACACGGAGUUCAGUCAGGCGGUGAACCCCCAGAGCUUUUGCACAGGCGUCUCGCUGCAUCACCCCGCUCUGAUCCAGAACACGGGGCCCCUCAUCGACAUGUCGGACAUCCGCCCUGGCACCACCCCUGUGUAGCGGACGCGCGUCGUGAAGUCUGCGCACAGCACCCGCAACCGCUACUCCAGCCAGUGGACCCUCACCAAGUGCCAGGCGUCCACCCCUGCGCGCACCCUCACCUCUGACUGGAGGACAGUGGGCUCCCAGCACGGCAUCACCGUCACCGAGAGCGACAGCUACAGCGCCAGCCUCUCUCAGGACACAGACAAGGGGCGGAACAGCAUGGUGUCAACGGAGAGCGCCUCAUCUACCUACGAGGAGUUGGCACGUGCCUACGAGCACGCAAAGCUGGAGGAGCAGCUGCAACAUGCCAAGUUUGAGAUCACAGAGUGCUUCAUCUCUGACAGCUCUUCAGACCAGAUGACCACCGGCACCACCGACAAUGCAGACAGCAUGACCUCCAUGAGCACCCCGUCAGAGCCUGGCAUCUGUCGCUUCACAGCCUCCCCUCCCAAACCCCAGGACAGUGAGCGGGGCAAGAGCGUGGCCGUACCCAUCCCUCACCGUGCCAGCAAGAGUGACUACUGCAACCUCCCGCUCUACGUCAAGUCGGAGGCCUUCUUCC